UUGAUUGCGAAUGAUUUUCCUCAUGAACUAUGUUUUUUUAGUUCGCAAUUGUACAGCUGGAAGACGAGCACGAGGAAUGCACGGAUUCGACAUUCAGAACGAGAUCGUCUUUCACGCAGAGUGGUUGAAACAGCGAACGCUCCGUUUUUUGGCGAUUCUCAUGUGUCAGGGUAUAAGGCGAAUACGGAAAUGAUUAAAAAUAAGGAACGCGUCGUCGGUUGUUAUUCGAACGGUCAGAUCUGGGAUCCUGGCACUGUCCAGGUCAAUAGUUACAGCCGUCCACAGCAGGUUGUAAACUUCACUAAGCCCUUUGCAACCGGUGAAUACCACCGGUCCGUUUUGCUAACGCAGCCGAUUCCGAAUUCGUAUAUCCCGGUACCGCCACGCUGUGGCGAUAUAGACGGAAGAACCAUCGGCGUUGGAGUGGUUAUGAAACCGGCUUGUCCUGGUCAGUUUAUCGAGCCGCCAGUUCUGCCUUGGGUGCAGGACUCUGGUCAGUGUCAAGAUUCACUGUAG
Molecule: messenger RNA, 516 nt
Organism: Soboliphyme baturini
Lineage: Eukaryota; Metazoa; Nematoda; Enoplea; Dioctophymatida; Soboliphymatidae
Source: the annotation of a GenBank genome assembly